Messenger RNA from Eucalyptus grandis, 2765 nucleotides. Its product is annotated as potassium transporter 5. Lineage: Eukaryota; Viridiplantae; Streptophyta; Magnoliopsida; Myrtales; Myrtaceae. Gene Ontology annotation, biological process: potassium ion transmembrane transport. Bases 52 to 2517 code for a protein of 821 amino acids. The record is from RefSeq and is a predicted model, not a curated record. Gene Ontology annotation, cellular component: membrane. Gene Ontology annotation, molecular function: potassium ion transmembrane transporter activity. The transcript has 9 exons.
AUCACUUAGCGUUGAAGAAAGGAAGAGUGACAAAACCCAGGGAGAGAAUCAAUGGCGGAGAGGAAGGUGGUGGCGAUGGGGGAGGAAGAAGAAGAAGAAAUGGAGAUCGCUAUGGAAGCAAGAGAGGCGGAGAACAGGACGAAGCCAAACACGAAAGAGCGGAAGGUCUCGUGGGCGAGACUACGUCGUGUCGACUCUCUCAACCUGGAGGCCGGUCGAGUCUCCAUGUCCCACGCCCACUCCUCCGAGAUGAAUUGGCAAAGAACUAUGAGUUUGGCAUUUCAGAGCAUUGGAGUGGUGUACGGUGAUAUAGGGACGUCUCCACUCUAUGUGUAUGCGAGUACUUUCACGGAGGGAAUUAAGGACACUCAAGACGUUAUCGGGGUUCUAUCGCUAAUCAUCUACACGAUUGCCCUCCUCCCCAUGCUCAAGUAUGUCUUCAUCGUCCUCUUGGCCAAUGACAACGGCGACGGAGGGACGUUCGCGCUGUACUCGCUGAUAUGCAGGUAUGCCAAGGUGAGCCUUAUCCCGAAUCACCAACCUGAGGACCGGGAAGUUUCGAAUUACAAGCUCGACACUCCAUCGAACCAGCUGCAACGGGCUCAGAAGAUCAAGAAGAAGCUUGAGAACAGUAAGACCGCCAAGAUCGUGCUGUUUCUGGUCACCAUCAUGGGCACUUCCAUGGUCAUUGGUGACGGUGUUCUUACUCCAUCCAUCUCAGUUCUUUCAGCCGUGAGCGGGAUCAAGUCACUGGGCAAAGUUCCGGUGGUGGUGAUAUCGGUGGUGAUCCUGAUAAUCCUUUUCUGCAUCCAGAGGUUCGGGACAGACCGGGUUGGGUUCACGUUUGCCCCCAUCAUCUUCAUCUGGUUCACGUUCAUUAGCGGGAUCGGGCUCUACAACCUGUUCAAGCACGACAUAGGUGUGUUGCGUGCCUUCAACCCUAAGUAUAUUGUCGACUACUUCAACCGCAACGGCAAGCGAGCCUGGGUCUCCCUCGGUGGCAUCUUCCUUUGCAUUACAGGCACCGAGGCCAUGUUUGCCGAUCUGGGUCAUUUCAAUGUUCGAGCAAUCCAAAUCAGCUUCUCUUGCCUCACAUUUCCUGCACUUUUGACCGCAUAUAGUGGACAAGCAGCUUAUCUCAUGAAGCACCCUGACCAUGUUGCCAACACUUUCUAUGACUCAAUCCCACGACCAAUAUACUGGCCCAUGUUUGUUGUGGCGGUCGCUGCGGCGAUCAUUGCAAGCCAGGCGAUGAUCUCGGGGGCAUUCGCCAUCAUCUCGCAGUCGCUGAGCUUGGGCUGCUUCCCAAGGGUCAAGGUGGUUCACACGUCGGCCAAGUACGAGGGCCAGGUUUACAUACCGGAGGUGAACUACAUGCUAAUGGUCGCCUGUGUCUUGGUCACCGCCUCCUUCCAGACCACAACCAAGAUCGGUAACGCAUACGGAAUUGCCGUGGUGAGCGUUAUGGUGAUCACGACUUGCAUGCUCACUCUCAUCAUGCUCGUUAUAUGGAAGACGAGCAUAUGGUGGAUCGUGCUCUUCUUCACUGUCUUCGGUUCGAUUGAACUGCUCUAUCUCUCGUCAGUCCUCUACAAAUUCAGACAGGGUGGUUUCUUACCACUUGUGUUCGCGGCUGUCCUCAUGACUGUCAUGAUCAUCUGGCACUACGUUCACAAGCAACGGUAUAUGUAUGAGCUCAAGAACAAGGUGUCAGCUGAGUUUAUCAGAGAUCUUGCUGCGGACCCAAGCAUCAACCGGAUCCCUGGGGUCGGCCUCCUCUACUCAGAGCUUGUGCAGGGCAUUCCUCCAAUAUUAUCGCAUUUUGUGGCAAAUAUUCCGUCUAUCCAUUCGGUUCUAGUCCUUAUCACGAUCAAGCACCUCCCAAUCAGCAAGGUUGCACCGGAGGAGCGGCUCUUGUUCAGGCAGGUUGAGCCAAGGACCUUCAGGAUGUUCCGCUGCAUCGUGCGGUACGGAUAUAAUGACAAGAUUGAGGAGCCACAUGAGUUCGAGCGCCAAUUGGUGGACAACUUAAAGGAAUUCAUCCGGCACGAGUACUUCUUCCUCGAGGCUGAGAACAACGAUCACGACCGAAAGGACGAGACAGCCCAUAACAAUGCAUCGCAUUCGACAUCGCUAGGGGAAGAUGGACAGGGCAAGGGAUCAACUGUCCACAUGGAGGAGGAGUUGCUGCCGCAGCCAAAUCCUUCCAAUCUCUCUUCCAAUUCUAUCCAAUCGUUUAACGCGAUCAAGUCAACGAAUUCUUCUUGUCGAACUGUGUUCAGUCUGAGCCGGGUGGCCGAAGGGGAGAUUCAAUUCGUGCAGAAAGCGAUGGAGAGGGGAGCGGUGUACCUCCUCGGGGAAGCGGAGGUGGUUGCUGAGCCAAAGUCGACCUUGUUCAAGAAGUUCAUCGUCAACUAUGUCUACAGUUUCCUCAGGAAAAAUUUCAGGCAAGGCGAGAAAAUCAUGGCGAUCCCUAGGAAUAGGCUUCUGAGAGUUGGCAUGACAUAUGAGAUAUGAAUGAAAAGAGAACACUAAUUAUCGUUUAAUAAGAUUUAGCAACAUUUCAUGGGAAAGGUGCUAAAUGCAUGUUCAAAAUAAGAGCACAAGUUGAAGAAACAUCAUGUUCACGUUUUUUAAGCAAUCAUUUUUUUUUUCAACACAACCAAUGUUUUGAUAUGGACCACCUUGUGUCCUAAUGAAUGUUAUCGCCAUGUAAAUGUACACACCCUUUUGUUUCCUCUGCAUUCAAAAAGAAAAUUCAAUUA